This is a messenger RNA of Gracilinanus agilis (Agile Gracile Mouse Opossum), 3057 nucleotides long. Its product is annotated as cation channel sperm-associated protein subunit beta-like. The coding region runs from base 1 to 3057 and encodes 1018 amino acids. Gene Ontology annotation, cellular component: cilium; CatSper complex. The record is from RefSeq and is a predicted model, not a curated record. The transcript is spliced from 26 exons. NCBI's taxonomy places the organism in Eukaryota, Metazoa, Chordata, Mammalia, Didelphimorphia, Didelphidae.
AUGAGAAAGCCUCUUUUAUAUGCUGCGGUUUUAUUAUGGAUGGUGCCUGAUUUAUUAUUAGGAAAAACAUAUACUAAUAAAGGAGUCACUACUUCAAAAUUAGACUGCUCUUCCUCUAAAUCUUUUUUAAAUGAGGCCAUAAUCAAGCUAUAUCUUUCCGUGGGAAACUUGGAAGUCAAAUGUUUUUUCAUGCCUGGAAUAAAAAUUAAUGAAAAUAGAAAUGAAACUAUUCAUCUGUUCGUAUCAAGAGGACUUGCACCCAGCUUGACAGUUACAAACAGCACUUAUGCUGGCACCUUUUACUUUAAUUUGUCAUUGGAAAGUGAAAUCCCUUCUUGGAUUAUAAAAAUUCCCAGAGAAGCUAUCUCACGAAAUAAAGGUAUUACUCCAGUAGAACAAUGGUUUGUCACCCUUUCACUUCAAGAGGGAUUAGAAACUUUUACUGCUGAAGGAACCCUAUUGGAUCUUCUCAGAGAGCCUAUUCUUCAGUGGAAAAUUGGAAAAGUCUUGCCCAUGAAAAGAUUUUUUCCAUUCCUUGACCAUGUGAAACGUAUCAUUAUUACAAGAUCUCCAUGUGCUAAUGAUGUAGCAGUAGUUGGUCUCAAGUGUACUUCCCAUUGUCUUGGUAUUUACAUAGGCGUGAGUUCUUCUGGAUUUUGGCAUGAAAAUGAUACCAAAUGGUACAAUGCGACAGAGAAUAUCUGCGUUGACCUGGAUGAAGACUGUGUAGUUUCUACAAUUAUAGAAAUGAUUUUAACAAACCAUUUCUUAGUGAUCCUCACAUCAAUGGGGCUUUAUGUAAGUUCUGAUCUUCGUUAUCCAAAGGAUCAGUUAAGGUUCACAAGAGUACAAUUUUGUGGUUUUGACACGGCAGAUUUUCUUAUAGCAAAACUUUGGUAUAAUGAAAGAUGUCUAGCUAAUAAAGAAAACUUUGAAGAUGAUUACCUUGCUAUCACUUUUGAAAAAAGUAGGAGCAUAACUCAGACAGAUACUUGUUUCUAUAGUAAAGAUCCAUUUAAAAGCUGGAAAGGUUGCAUACCCAAUGCUAAAAGAGCUAGAAGCAGAAGAAUUUCCAUUCGACUGGUGUCAUUUCUUAUUGACCAAGAAAUGGAUACUGCAGUCUACCUUUUAAGAGACAAGAAACAAUGUUACGUUGCUGUGAGGGGUUUGGCCAAAGGAGAACCAAAGCUGAGAAUGAAAUUUCCCAAUUUUAUGUUUCCUCAAACUUUUUAUCCUGCUACUGGAAUGGCUUUCCAUCCUAGGAGUCACUUUCUGUAUGUUUAUGGCAAUCAGGUCUGGCUUUCAUAUGAUGGAGGUAACAGUUUUGAGAUAGUGGCCAAUUUUGAGAAUGAAAUCAUAAUGUGGAGCUACCAUAGUUUCCAUACUUCAUCUAUUAUCUUUCUUUCUAAUUCUACAACAUUAUAUUAUUCUAAGGCAGGAUUACAUUCUUAUAAGAAAAUGGGACAAAGCAGAUUUCAUCCUGUUGGUGUGUACUUUGACCAUGUGGGAAGUGACACUUUAGUUUAUCUAACUAAUUCCAGUUUGGAUGGUAUAGCGGUUACUGUUGCAUUUAGUAAUAAUUCACUCAUACAGGUUGAAGAAGAUAUAAAAUUUAAAACUGCAUUAGCUCCACAGUACAUCACAACGACUCAAGUGUUAUUCUUUGCAUAUGUACCCAAGAAUUCUCCAGCAGCUUUGAGUCAUGACUUACAAUUUCGUGAACGUCAUGUUGGCAGAAGACUCCAGUUAAAAUCUAUUGGAUUUGCUGAAAUACUGAAGCUAAUGACACAUGAAGAAAUUGAAGGCUUUCCAAGUUCAGUGCUUACAAAUUUACAAAGUCCUUUUGAAAUUGAAACUCCAACGAUGAGUCCUAGUUUAGCCUCUGCUAUUAGGAUAGAAAAACAUUCAAAUAUCUUAUUUAAAAUUAUUCUUACUUCUGGUAAGUUUGCCUUUAAGUAUUUGGUCGAGUUUUGCAUAUCUGAUCAUUGUAUUCGGAAAUAUCAAGUACCACGAAUAAAAGCUAUCACUGGACAACCAUAUUUGAUGGAUAUAAACACACGUGUAUAUUGGGAUGAAACUGACAGUUACACACUUGAUCUUAAUAUUGUAAAUAGAUAUCUCAGAAAAGGAAUCACUUCAAUUUCCUUUGUAAUCUGGCAGUCAACAGUUCUGUGUGAUACACCAGUAAUUAUCUUAACACUGAAGAGCAGCUGUAGUUAUAGUAAAUACAUGAGUUAUGUGCCUAAGUAUGCAAUAAAAAGAGAGGACUGGGACUAUGGACAACAUAAAGAUGAACGUGGUUUCAACAUGAUUAAAACUUUGCCGAAAAACUACAGGCCACCAUCCAAUAUGGGAAUAGCCAUCCCACUCACGAAUAACUUUUACAAUGCAGAUCCCAGCAAACCCAGGCCAAGGAAUUAUCAUCCUCUAUCAAAAAAAACGGGCAUAUAUAAGCAGUGUUUAAACAAGACCACUAGAGAAGAGUGUAAGUGUACUAAGGAACAAAAGGAUUCUGAAAGCAUAGCCUUCUCAGACUGCAAGGAAAAGGUUGCCCGUUUUCUGUAUCCAGUUUCACAAUAUCCUAUCCUUUUGCACAUCAAGUCUGAAGAACUCUCCAUCCCAAUGGACAUUCCAUAUCUUGUUACCAUAUCUGAAGUGAAUGAUAGGAAAAACUGGAACCUCAGACAAACAGUGAAAAAUGAGAUGAAAAGAAUGAAAAGCCAUGUAGAAUCAUUGUUUACAGAUGCUGUGUAUAAUCCAAAUGGUCUCAAGCUGAGCAUUACUGGUUCUGAGUUAUUCCAUUUCAGAGUGAAAGUUAUUCCAGGAGUUACCUUUUGUAAUUUAGUUGAUGAGUUUCAGAUUUAUGUUGAUAGUGCACCACUUCCAUUUCCAGGAAGAGUGCUUGUUGCAUCUCUUACAGCUGUAGUCAUAGGAGGAAUAAUUUUAAUGGUAUUUAUGGUGGAAUUAUUUAAUAUCAAUAUAUGGGUGUCAUUUAAAAAUUUGUUUAAGAAAAAGAACAAAGUCGUAGCUGAAAAAACUACUGGUGAACAAGGAUAA